AUGAGGAAUAUAAUUACGAUUAGUCAGGUAGAAGUAUUUGAGAAGGGAUCGUUUAAAAUAAGUAUGUAUAAACCACUCGGUGUUGACUCUAUUCGAGUUGCAAAAGCGCAACAGAAGCGUUUAUAUUCAUUCAUUUUAUAUAGUUAUUCCAUUGAAUUCAUCACUUUGCCUAUGUUUGUUAACGCAUGCGCAAAUGUUUUCUGUAUAUCUGCUGGUUGCGAAAGCGAUUUUCUUGCUAGUUAUUUCAAAAUGAUACUUAAUUUAAUCAUUUACUACUUUUAUGAGGCUGAGAUUGUUGCGAUAGCCAGUAGCGAAUUCAACACAGAUCGCAGUCUUAAGGCAGCGAUUAUUGUUCACCCUGGCGAUGUGAACCAAGCAGCUUAA
Messenger RNA from Brugia malayi, 384 nucleotides. RefSeq lists its product as uncharacterized. The coding region runs from base 1 to 384 and encodes 127 amino acids. The transcript is spliced from 4 exons. The record is from RefSeq and is a predicted model, not a curated record. NCBI's taxonomy places the organism in Eukaryota, Metazoa, Nematoda, Chromadorea, Rhabditida, Onchocercidae.